ACAGAUAAGGAAUUGUUUCAGUCGACGUUCACAAAAGAUCACUUGGGGAAAUUGAAAGCGGAGACAAAGGCGUUAUUCAACUAUGCCUGGAAGAAGUAUAUGGAUUUUGGAUAUCCAUUUGAUGAAGUGAGCCCCUUGACGUGUAAGCCAAACAAACGAGAUAUAUGGGAUGAGUUCAACACCGUCAAGAAUGAUGCAUUGGGUAACUUUUCCAUCACAUUCUUUGAUGCAAUGGACACCUUUAUAAUAAUGGGUGACCGUGAUAAGUUCCACGAGUGUGUUUACACGAUCAAAAAUACAUACACUGAUUUUGCAAUUGACUCGACAAUCCAGAUAUUUGAAACUAAUAUCAGGCUGCUCGGUUCCUUGUUAACGGCACACCUUUAUGCAAUUGAUCCACGCCGAGGACUUGUGAUACCAGAAUAUGAUGGGUUUAUGUUAAAAUUGGCCUACGAUUUAGGUAAGAGGCUCGUACUUUCAUUUUCUCACCGGGAAGAUAAUUAUAAGUUUGAAGGUGACGAUGUCUUAAAGUACUUUGUGUUCUCGUAUCCGAGAACAAAUCUUUUAUACGGAACAAAAGAUGUUCCGUUUGGUUUGAAGAACGAGCAAUGUACUGCGGGUGUUACAUCCCUAACCCUUGAGUUUUCGUUGCUUUCCAGGCUUACAAAUGAUACAUUGUUUGAGGACGUCUCUCGUAGAGCUGUCACUGACUUUUGGGGAAGACGAACCAAGUUUGACUUGAUCCCAAUGGCUUUUGACACUUACCUGCGAACUUUUACAGACUCUAUUACAGGAAUAGGUGCUUCAAUUGAUUCCUUCUAUGAGUAUGCCUUGAAGUACUCUAUUUUAUUUGACGACAACUUUUUUUACGAAAUCUGGCAAGAUUCUUAUAAAGCGUUACUCACACACUCGCAAAAUAAGGUAGGAAUUUUUACAAAUCUCAAUGUAAAUAAUGGACUCGGAGCUACAGAGUGGAUAGACAGUUUAGGGGCAUUUUUCCCCGGGUUACAAGUGCUAGCGGGUGAUGUCUCAAACUCCAUUGAAUUACACCGCAUUUUUUUCAAGCUCUGGAACAAUUAUGGAGCAAUUCCGGAAAGAUGGAACUUUAUGCCUCUUAGAUCGGAAGUUCUCGCGAAAAACUCGGUGGGUUUAGAGUGGUAUCCUCUCCGUCCAGAGCUGAUUGAAUCGACAUACCACUUAUACACAGCAACAAAAGAUCCCUUUUAUCUUCGAUUAGGUGAGGACUUUCUCGAAAGAUUUAGAGCGCAUUAUAUUGCCCCUUGUGGCUUUAGUGGAUCGCUGGACAUACUCAAUGACAGGAGACAAGACAGACAAGAAAGUUUUGUUUUAAGCGAAACACUGAAGUAUCUAUAUUUGCUCUUUGAUGUGGACAAUGUCGUGCAGCAGGGAAAUAUGGUGUUUACUACAGAAGGUCAUCCGUUUUGGUUUGACAAAAAGCUA
Messenger RNA from Pichia membranifaciens NRRL Y-2026, 1461 nucleotides. RefSeq lists its product as hypothetical. The record is from RefSeq and is a predicted model, not a curated record. The transcript is spliced from 2 exons. Lineage: Eukaryota; Fungi; Ascomycota; Pichiomycetes; Pichiales; Pichiaceae. Gene Ontology annotation, cellular component: membrane; endoplasmic reticulum. The annotation marks the transcript as partial. Gene Ontology annotation, molecular function: calcium ion binding; mannosyl-oligosaccharide 1,2-alpha-mannosidase activity. Gene Ontology annotation, biological process: carbohydrate metabolic process; mannose trimming involved in glycoprotein ERAD pathway; endoplasmic reticulum mannose trimming.